Arachis ipaensis is the source of this 3456-nucleotide messenger RNA. Its product is annotated as ARM repeat superfamily protein. NCBI's taxonomy places the organism in Eukaryota, Viridiplantae, Streptophyta, Magnoliopsida, Fabales, Fabaceae. The record is from RefSeq and is a predicted model, not a curated record. Gene Ontology annotation, biological process: protein import into nucleus. Gene Ontology annotation, molecular function: small GTPase binding.
CCGCCCUCAUUCACCACCUCCGUACCGCCAAGACCCCCAACGUCCGCCAGCUCGCCGCCGUCCUCCUCCGCAAGAAGAUCACCGGCCACUGGGCCAAGCUCUCUCCUCAGCUCAAGCAGCUCGUCAAGCAGUCCCUCAUCGACAGCAUCACCAUGGAGCACAGCCCUCCCGUAAGGAAAGCGAGUGCUAAUGUAGUGAGCAUUGUUGCCAAGUAUGCCGUUCCGUCCGGGGAAUGGCCGGAUUUGUUGCCAUUUCUGUUCCAGUGUAGUCAGAGUGCACAGGAAGACCACCGCGAAGUGGCGUUAAUUCUCUUCAGCUCAUUGACUGAAACAGUUGGGAACGCUUUCCGGCCACAUUUUGCUGCUCUUCAAGCUCUUCUACUCAAGUGCCUGCAGGAUGAGACUAGCAACCGCGUUAGAGUUGCUGCCCUCAAGGCGGUGGGUUCUUUUCUGGAAUUCACUCACGAUGGAGAUGAAGUGAUCAAAUUUCGGGAAUUCAUUCCAAGUAUCUUGAAUGUAGCACGUCAAUGCCUAGCUUCAGGAGAAGAAGAUGUUGCUAUAAUUGCUUUCGAAAUUUUUGAUGAGCUGAUAGAAUCUCCUGCACCACUUCUUGGAGAUUCAGUCAAAUCCAUAGUGCAGUUCUCCCUUGAGGUUUGUUCGAGUCAAAGUUUGGAGUCUAAUACACGUCAUCAGGCAAUUCAGAUUAUUUCAUGGCUGGCAAAGUACAAGUCGAACACUUUGAAAAAGCAUAAAUUGGUCAUCCCUAUCCUGCAAGUUUUAUGCCCUUUGCUUGCUGAAUCAACAGAUGAAAGUGAUGAUGAUGAUCUUGCACCAGAUAGAGCUGCUGCAGAAGUUAUUGAUACAAUGGCUUUAAACAUUCCAAAGCAUGUUUAUCCACCAGUUUUUGAAUUUUCUUCUGUAAGCAGUCAGAAUGCAAACCCAAAGUUUCGAGAAGCAUCUGUAACUGCAUUAGGUGUGAUUUCAGAAGGUUGUUCGGAGCUCAUGAAAAGUAAGCUCGAACCUGUUCUCCAUAUUGUUUUGGGAGCUCUGAGGGAUCCGGAACAAAUGGUCAGAGGGGCAGCUUCAUUUGCUUUGGGUCAAUUUGCUGAGCACUUACAGCCUGAAAUUGUAUCUCAUUAUGAGAGUGUUCUUCCAUGUAUUUUAAAUUCUCUUGAGGAUGCAUCUGAUGAAGUAAAGGAAAAGUCAUACUAUGCUUUGGCUGCAUUUUGCGAGAACAUGGGUGAGGAAAUCCUUCCUUUCCUAGAUCCUUUGAUGGGAAGAUUAUUGGCAGCUCUCCAAAACAGUUCCCGUAAUUUGCAAGAAACAUGCAUGUCUGCCAUUGGUUCUAUUGCUUCUGCUGCAGAGCAGGCUUUCUUUCCUUAUGCUGAAAGGGUUUUAGAGCUGAUGAAAAAUUUCAUGGUGUUAACUAAUGACGAGGAUCUCCGUUGCCGUGCAAGAGCAACAGAAUUAGUCGGAAUUGUUGCGAUGUCCGUUGGCAGAAUGAGAAUGGAACCAAUAUUACCUCCCUACAUAGAAGCUGCAAUUUCAGGAUUUGGGCUUGAGUUUAGUGAACUUCGGGAGUACACGCAUGGAUUCUUCAGCAAUGUUGCUGAGAUCUUGGAAGAUAGUUUUGCACAGUAUCUUCCUCAUGUUGUGCCUCUUGCAUUUUCUUCCUGCAAUCUUGAUGAUGGCUCUGCGGUGGAUAUUGACGAGUGCGACGAUGAAAUUGCUAAUGGAUUUGGAGAAGUUUCUUCGGAUGAUGAAGCUCAUGAUGAACCAAGAGUUCGAAAUAUUAGUAUUAGAACUGGAGUGUUGGAUGAAAAGGCAGCUGCAACCCAAGCCCUUGGCCUGUUUGCGCAGCACACAAAGAUUUCUUAUGCUCCAUAUUUGGAGGAGACGCUAAGAAUCUUGGACAAACACUCUAGUUAUUUCCAUGAAGAUGUUAGACUACAGGCAAUCAUUGCUUUAAAACAUAUUUUAACUGCAGCUCAUGCUAUCUUCCAAAGCCAAAAUGAUGGUGCUGCAAAAGCAAAAAAACUUCUUGAUACUGUGAUGAAUAUUUACAUCAAAACUAUGGUUGAAGAUGAUGACAAGGAAGUGGUUGCUCAAGCAUGCACUAGUGUGGCCGACAUCAUAAGAGAUUUUGGUUUCGCAGCUCUUGAGCCUUACUUGCCCCAGCUUGUUGAAGCAACUUCAUUGUUGCUUCGAGAGGAAUCUGCUUGUCAGCAGAUAGAGUCAGACAGUGAAAUUGAUGAUGAUGAUGCUUCACAUGACGAAGUGCUUAUGGAUGCUGUAUCUGAUCUUCUCCCUGCAUUUGCAAAGUCUAUGGGUGCUCAAUUUGCUCCCAUCUUUGCACAGCUAUUUGAACCUUUAAUGAAAUUUGCAAAAGCUUCCCGUCCCCCUCAAGAUAGGACCAUGGUUGUUGCCUGCCUUGCUGAAGUUGCUCAGAACAUGGGUUCUCCAAUUGCGGCCUACGUUGAUAGAGUGAUGCCAUUGGUACUCAAAGAACUAGCAUCAUCUGACGCAACGAAUAGAAGGAAUGCUGCAUUUUGUGUUGGAGAAUUGUGCAAAAAUGGUGACGACUUGGCUUUAAGAUACUAUGACAAUAUAUUACGUGGACUUCAUCCCUUGUUUGGGGAGUCCGAGCCUGAUGAUGCAGUGAGGGAUAAUGCAGCUGGUGCUGUGGCAAGGAUGAUUAUGGUACACCCUGAAUCUGUUCCACUGAAUCAGGUUCUUCCUGUUUUCUUGAGAGUUCUUCCUUUAAAGGAAGACCGUGAAGAGUCUAUGGCUGUCUAUAGUUGUGUCGAUAAUAUACACUAAUACCAAACUCUGUUUAUCCAUUUUAAUGAAAUGCAGAUCCUCUCCCUAGUCCCUGAGCUAGUUAAUCUCUCAGCUCAAGUGGUGGCAUCCCCUGAUGAGACAUCUGAAGUUAAAACCCUAGUGGGCAGAACGUUCUCUCAUCUACUUUCAUUAUAUGGGCAACAAAUGCAGCCCAUUCUGAGCAAUCUCUCACCUGCACAUGCGAACGCAUUAUCUGCAUUUGCCCCAAGAAGUUGAUAUAGUACAGACACAGAAAAUUUAAACAUUUUUGUUUGGUUUUUUCCCCGUUAUGUACCAAGUAUGUUUACAACGAAAUUGAAAUGGCUUGUUAUGAAAUGAAAUUGGAGCUGUGUGGCUAUGGUGCUGGCCAAAGAUCAUUGCCUUUGCCAGGCUGCCGUUGCUCGUUUUUCCAGUGCCUUCUUCAGUUUUUCUUUUGGAGACACUGUUUUCUUCUCUUUCUUUUUCAAAAUUUUCUUGUGUUCUUAUGUAUUUAAUUAUUUAUUCAUUUACUUGUAUCUGUAUUAUGAAAUUUUGGUUGUGUUUAUUUCAGUGGUUUGGAGGGGUGACUUUUGUCUCAGCUUUAUGUACCGAACUUUCUUCAAAAGUAUAUGUGAUAAUAUUAUUCAGUUUUGUGCAA